Musa acuminata AAA Group (dessert banana) is the source of this 1341-nucleotide messenger RNA. RefSeq lists its product as uncharacterized. Bases 129 to 1103 code for a protein of 324 amino acids. Lineage: Eukaryota; Viridiplantae; Streptophyta; Magnoliopsida; Zingiberales; Musaceae. The transcript has a single exon. The record is from RefSeq and is a predicted model, not a curated record.
AGCACCACCGCAUCCAAGAGACUCCCCUUACCCAACCAUAGACCCCAUGAGGGCCGUCCUUGGCUUCGUUUCAUAUACCACUCCAUCCCCCCCACCGCACCAUUCUCGAACACCUUCGACGCAAAGCCAUGGGAAUGGCUGUGUGGAUCGUGAGAAGGUCCAUCAAUGCCUUCUUCGACGGCUACCAGUCUUUUACCUCCAUUGCUGCUCUUCUUGUCUUCCCCGUCUCCGCUUCCGUCCUCCUGUCCCAGGCGCUGAUCCCUUUCGCGACUCCGCCGCUCCUCGAAGCCAUCUCGCUCCGGCUGUGGUCGCUGUUCCAGGCCGCGAGGUUUCCUGCCUCCGUGGGAUUCUUCUCCCUCCUCAACGUCAAGCUCGCGCAAACUGUUUUCACCUUCGUCUCCACGCUGCCACUGGUGCUCACGUUCCAGCUGCUAGCCAAGGCGUCCGUCGUUCAUGUCGUCUGCGAGGGUCGAGAUCCUCGGCGUAAACGAGGCCCGCCUCCGUUGUCUUCGUUCCUCCCCCUCUACCGCUCGAUCCUACCGACGCAUCUCUUCAACUCCUUCGUUGUUCUGUCCGCCAACGCCAGCACUUUCGCCUUGCUCUUCCUGGUCUUCAAUGCAGUGGACCUUCUCGGCCUCUCGACGAGCAACGUCGUCCUUUGCCUCUCGGCUGCUGGCGCCGUUCUCUACUCCGUCGUCGUCGCCAACACAACGGUGAUAUGCAACCUGGCGAUCGUGGUCUCUGCGACGGACAACUGCGGCGGCUACCUCCCGGUCCUCAAGGCCUGCCUGCUCAUCAGGGGAAGGGUCAUGACCGCACUAGGCCUGGCCUUGCCUGCCAACCUGGGAAUGGCUGCCGUCGAAGCCUUGUUUCAGUACAGGGUGGUGAGGCAAUACAACCUCUCAGGGGAGCUGAAUUCAUCUCUUUUCUGGGAGGCGUUCUCGAUCACGUACUUUCACGCGCUCCUCGUUGUUCUUGAUGUCAUCAUGAGCUGCAUGUUCUUCAAAAUCUGCAGAACAGAUUGCCACUCAGACUGCGAGAAGGGCCACGAGCAUCAUGGAGAAGAACUGGAGCCAGAAGACAAGGUUACUCUGCAUGUCUAAAUGUGAGGUCAUCUCUCACAACUAUAUAUACAGAUUUGACAUGGAAACAGAUGAACAUAUACAAUGUUCCCUCGUGAUUCCAAUUUUUCUGGAGUUACAGAACUCCGCUGCGCAGGAGUUCAAUAAAGUAUUACAUGUUACUUCAGAAUGUAAUCCCCCAAUCAAACAGGGACAUUUUCUCUACUACUCUGUAAGCAUUUCCUGAGAAGAGACAUUAAAUAAGCAUUUCUUUCCUUUA